GUUGCGUUGGGUGAUUUCCGUCACUCUCGUCAGGAGAUCGAGGCGCUGUCCAUUGUGAAGAUGAAGGAGUUGACCAGGAUGUAUUCUAAGAAAGACAACACUGAGGCCGACAGCUGGAGGGCCGUAGCACAGGAUGUCUGGGACACCGUGGGGAUAGGGGAGGACAGGAGGGAGGAGGUGGAGGAGGGAGGGGCGGCGCCAGGGCCUGGGGGUGUGUACGACCUGAAGGCUCAUAUCGAUAGGCUGACGGAUGUUCUACAGGAAGUAAAGAUUCAGAAUAAUAUGAAGGAUGAAGAGAUCAAAGCUCUGAGAGACAGGAUGGUCAAAAUGGAGAGCAUAAUACCUACUGGACAGGAGGAGGACAUGGAAAAUGACGACGAGGAAGGGGGCGGUUCCCAAUGUGAUGGUGACGGGGCCGAUGAUGACGGACAGCCCAAUCCACCCAAUGAGAAGAGAGUAGUUAAGCUGAUGACAGACGACCCAGCCUUUAGACGAGGGAGGAUGAGGUGGCUGAAACAGGAGCAGACCCGAAUACAGAACCUUCAACAACAGAAUAUUACUAAAAGACUCAGACAGAACACCCAGAACUCCCCAACCCCCAACACCCCUCUGGUCCCAGUGCACCCCCCCCCUGUGGUCCACCUCCCCGGGACCGGCCGCUUCAUCCCCCCACAGGACUGUAAACUGAAGUUCCCCUUCAAGAGCAACCCCCACCACCGUCUCUCAUGGAGCCCUGCCACUGCCCUGAUGAUGCUGGGGGAGGGGGGGAUAGAUGGAGAGUGGGAAGAGCGGGCAGAGGGAGGAGGUGGUAAAGCAACUCCCUCUCCUCCUCCUGCUGCUCUCCUCCCACUCCCCUUCCAGAUGGUCCCUAGAGGCCACACCCCUUCCCCACACCGUACCUGGCAACAACCACAACAGCACCGUAGCAACAGUAACCACGUGAACCCACACUUCCCAGUUCCCGGGCAACAGCAGGGUCCGCCUCCGUGGCGAUAUAGGCGGAACUCCCUGGACAGCUCCCCGCAGGGCAACAACAACAAUCACCAGGGAAACAACUACCACGGCAACCCCAACAACAACGGAGGUGGUCACCAGGGGCGACCGCGUUAUCGUGGAGGAGGAGGAGGAGGAGGGAUGGAGGGAAGAGGAAGAGAGAGGGAUCAGAGAGGAGAAGGAGGGAGGUUUCAGCAGGGGGGAGGAGGAGGAGGAGGAGGAGGGUACCAUCACCCCUACUACAUCCCACCUCACCAACACCUCUACCACAGCAGCAGCCUGCCACGCAGCCACAACCCUCCACCAGGGGGCCACGUUUCUCCACAGGGACGAGGAGGUGGUGUCGGGUGGUUCCAGGAGGGGUACAGCACCCCCCCUCGCAUGAAGAGGCAGUUUAGUGCCCCCGAUCUGAAGAGCAAGGAGACCCCUGUGUGACCUCUCACCCCUGACCCCACACACAGACAACCUUCCUAUAAGGACACUGCAUAUCCAGCUGACAGGCUAUGACCUGUCAUAACACUACAUACUGCUGUUAUAACUGAUGCUACUACACUACAUGACAUGGUGUAUAAUGUAGCUAUAUGGACUGAGGCAUGUGUGUGUGUCUGCAUGCUUCUGUCUCUGUCAUUGUGUAAUUGAAUACGGAACAGAGUGUGUGUGUGUGUGUGUGUCAACGCUUUGCACACUCUGUGUCACUCACACACAACACUAAAUAACGCCAGUGUGUGUGUGUGUGUGUGUGUGUGUGUUCCUGCUGUAGUGUUUAGCGUUCUCAUAUACAACAGGUCUUUUUAAAUCGUAGUUCUGAGGGUCUUUCUGAAGGUUCUAGUUGUUGAUACGUUCUCAUGCACCAGCAGAGCAUUAUGGCCGGUGCCUCAGGCGGCCCACACUACCGUACCUCCUUUCCCGUACAAAUUAAAUAUUGAUCAUUUAUUUGACCGAGACGCACGCCAACACAAAGACCCAUCAAUCUCAGAUAAAGCAUCCGAGUGACAGAAACAGCACCCCUCUGUCCCCUCUGUCUGUCUCCUCUGUCCCCUCUGUCUCCUCUGUCCCCUCUGUCUCCUCUGUCCCCUCUGUCUCCUCUGUCCCCUCUGU
Messenger RNA from Salvelinus namaycush (lake trout), 2091 nucleotides. RefSeq names its product kinesin-like protein KIF1C. The record is from RefSeq and is a predicted model, not a curated record. The transcript has 4 exons. Lineage: Eukaryota; Metazoa; Chordata; Actinopteri; Salmoniformes; Salmonidae. The annotation marks the transcript as partial.